Molecule: messenger RNA, 2911 nt
Organism: Hymenoscyphus albidus
Lineage: Eukaryota; Fungi; Ascomycota; Leotiomycetes; Helotiales; Helotiaceae
Source: the annotation of a GenBank genome assembly
CUUCCUCCAAAAAUACAAAAUCAGAAUACAACGCGGGUGUCUCAGGGCCAGCAGAAUCCACACAGUUCUCUCAGAGAGUCUGAGAGAGGGAGGUCCCGUGAUUGGUGUUUCCAUUGGGAACUGCCCUGGUUACCCUGGUAAUCCCGGCCACGCGACGCCACUUUAGGAGAGCCUCGGGCGUUUGUUUACAUUGAGCUUGUGUUGAAGCUAGAUUGAGCCGCACUCCGCACUCCGAGCAUCUCCACUCCCAGCAUUCUACUUACCUAGUACUGGUAACCUUGCCCUCCACCUCCAACAUCGCAUUGCCAGUGCAAAUUACAAAUUCCACCCCAAGAGCUCGACCCCACCACAGGCACCGCAGGCUGAAGCCUCUGCCAGACACUCAUCAUGUCUCCCCCUCGCCGUCGGUCUUCUAGACUCAGAGGAACUCCCAAGGUAGGUCCCAGGUCCGGAUAAACAAACCACCACCACCACCAGAUCUGUCUUUUGGAUUGUCCACUAACAGCACCGCUCUAGCCAUUCCAACAUGUCGCCAGCAACCUCGGAUCCCUUGAAGAGCGCGAGGAGACUCCAAACAGUGCCCGAUUCAACUUGGACUCCUCUGCUUCCUCUCCCCAAGGUCCGCAGACUCCAGCAACCGCUCCCCCCAAACCAUCGGUCCAGGAUAUGCAUCCAAGCAGAACCCACCAAAGCACAACUAAAGAGCCGGACUCUGGUCUGCGACUCGGUUUCACCAACAUUCAGAAGAGAGGAGACGACCAGCCAUCAGGAGUUGCGCAGCAAUCCCCCACCAAGGCUGGAAUCUCUGCAACCUUUGAUUUCAGAUUUGCUCGGCCCGGUGCCCAAUUGGGUUCUGAGGCCCAGCGAAUGAUGGAUGAGUUGCGUGAGGAGGCUCUCAAAAUCAAGGCCAAGAUGGCAGCUGAGAGAGAGCUAGAGAAGCGUCGGUUGGAAGAAGAAGAGAGACAGGCAGGUGGCAGCGCAGUCGCCGGUCGUAAGUUUGCAAAGCCAAAGGACAAGGCCGGCCGGUUCAGCGACGUACAUAUGGCGGAAUUCAACAAGAUGGAUUCGAUCGCUGGACACCCUUCCUCUUUCCGAGCACAACCAAAUUACGCAAAGCCUACAGGCAGCUUGAAGCGUACCCAGUCGAAGGCCAAUUUAGAUGAUGGAGAAGAAAACAACACCCUUCCUCAGUCGCGCAAGCCACAGACUUCCGAUCGUCCUGAGAACGCAGCUCCUGCCAAGCGCGCGCGUAAGGCUAUGGCCGAUGAUGCUUCGUCAUCUCGCCUUGUUUCCAGAGGUCGCAUCCCAAAACCAUCCACGCCAAAGCAUCCCCGUCCAGCAAACUUCCUCGCAGCCAUCUUAACACCAACUCAAGCAUCUCUAGCUCGCUCAGCUGCUGUCAAAACUCCUAGCUCUCAAAUUCCUACUCUUGCCAGAUCACCCUCCAAACCAAACCUCGUAAGUGGUAUCGCUCGUCCUCUGCCAAAGUCUGCGACCAGCGACAAUAUCUCUACGCUUCCGCAGUCUUCAUCGAAAGCUACUCUGCGGAGCCCUAGCAAAUUUGAGCGUGUCAAAUCCAUUCUUCGAAAUGUUAGCAGUCCAGGCAAGAAGCAAGUCGCCCCACAAACUUCUAUGCCGUCUCUACGCAGAAGUCCCAGUAAGCCUGAUCUCGCAUCGGCGUUUCCAAAAGCUCCUACCACCCCAAUUCGCCCAAACACUGCAACAGGUCAAAAGCAAGUCAACUUUGCACCUGACACGGCCAAUGAUGCACAAGCAGCUGUCUUGCAAAACUCUCCCUCGCCGAUGAAAUCUGGAAUACCUCGCUCGGCCUCUAAACCCAACUUGAAAGGCAAGGCAAUUGACGGCACCACAAAGUUGACACAGGACAAAGUAUUUCAUCCGUCGAUCGUUUCAACUCCCAACUCAGUCCAGCGAUCUCACGAAGUAGAGUACCCCUCCCUCUCUGGCGUUCGGCCCCUUCCGUUGACCAAAGAGGCUGUUCCUGCGCGUCCUCCGCCUUCAGUCCCUUCAGAGUUCACAUUCCGUAGUGAUCAUACCAUUAGCUUCGGAGCAUCCCCCAAAGGAUUCGGAGCAAUUUCUGGUCAAGCUAGUGUCCGUCAAGUCCGUCCCAGUAUCGCGCCUUCCAUGCCAGGAAGCUAUCCCGAAUUCAACAAAGAGAAUUCAAAACCACUUCCCUCUGUACCGCAUGGUAUGGCGAACAAGAAGCGACGACGUGCAGAUUCGGACGACGAGAACGAUGAAGGUGCUAAGCGAUCCCCCAAAAAGCAAAAGGCGGAAGUUGCUGAGGGUGCUAUGCUCAUGGCCCCAAGACUCAUUGCUACCCCCAAGUCAAAGUUGCCCACAAGUCCGGCGAAGAAGGGUGUCUUGAGUUUGAGUCGUCUUAAUAUGCUUGCCCGACCAAAGAUGCGAAAGUAAGUUGAGGUGAGAUUUACGAUACAAUGUCUGAUGAUGCGCCUUCUUCGAUGUUUUGCACGCCAGUAGUGGUUUACUUCGUUGUUUCGAGGAUCGCGGCAGUUUUUGAUAUUGUGCCUUGGAGAAUAGGAAAUCACGUUUGUUGUCCGUUGCAUAUGGACGGUUGCAUUAGCGCUGUGCUAUAUCCUAAACUGUUAGGAUCCAUGGCCGAUUUCAUUCGUGUCGGAGUUUGAUUUCGUUACAUAUUUUAUUACGCCAAAAAGCCCGACUUGGUUCAAGUGUUCAUACUUCAUAUGAACCUUUCUUUACAUAUUGUCGCCUGCCCACCUCUGCUCUGCCGAGUUGAUUUUUCCUUUGUAUGUUUUUCACCGAUGGACUCUUCUCAUGAUGUAGUGGAUAGUAGCUCCUUCCCAGUUGUGCUCCUUCUGAGCUUCUGCACUGGCGAGACAUAUUGUCAAUACAAAACUUUAAAAAAAGA